Messenger RNA from Fundulus heteroclitus (mummichog), 753 nucleotides. It is a transcript of the gene selenok, whose product is annotated as selenoprotein K. The transcript has 5 exons. Lineage: Eukaryota; Metazoa; Chordata; Actinopteri; Cyprinodontiformes; Fundulidae. Gene Ontology annotation, cellular component: endoplasmic reticulum membrane; Golgi apparatus. Gene Ontology annotation, biological process: endoplasmic reticulum calcium ion homeostasis; calcium ion transport. The record is from RefSeq and is a predicted model, not a curated record.
UUCUGUCCUUGGCCGCACUAGUACCGGAGAAGGAGCGGACCCUCGCUACACGCAGACCCGGAAGCAACACGCUGAGCGUAAACACAGCUGUGAAGGCUGCGUAUUGCCUUCAGAAAGAUGGUGUACGUGUCCAACGGCCAGGUCCUGGACAACAGGUCCCAGUCCCCCUGGAGCCUGUCCUUGCUGACUGAUCUCUUCUGGGGGGCAGUGGAGUUCAUCAGCCUCUUUUUUAGGACAAUAAUUCACCCCGAUUUGUCGAGGAAUGGAAACGUGGCUUCUUCAUCAUCAUCACGGUUCAGUGACGGCAGAGGACCUCCAGGUCCCCCUGGUGGCAGGAGGCGGAUGGGACGAAUAACUCACGGAGCAGGUCCCAACCCUCCGCCAAUGGGUGGAGGAGGAUGAGGAAGGUAAACGCCCACACGUGCAGUGUGGGCGUGGGGCCGUGUACGGCGCGUGUCCUCUGAGAACACAGAUGGUAACGUCGUCGUGCUGAAGCCCUUCUUCAUCUGCUGCCACUGCUGCUAGCAGUUUUUUGACGCCUUUCUGGGAAUACCAAUGCCUUGGGGCCAGAAAGGUUGAUACAGCAGCUGUCCUCAUCCCUUCCCAUUGUUGUCCCCCCCUCCCCUCCCCUCUCCUCUGCUUCUGCCAUGUAGUAGACAUAUUGGGCAAAAGCAUCGCGUUUCUUCUCAUCCAUUGAAAUCAUCACAUAGUUUCUUUUUUAACUUUCUGUUUAAAUAAAUAAUCUAUACUGAG